AUGGAAAUGCCUGCACAUGAUUUAGAAUGGGGUUAUCAUACAGCACGUGUUAAUUGUUUAGCAUGGUCACCAGAUUCAUUAUUAUUAGCAUCGGGUAGUCUUGAUACUGGUAUUAUUAUAUGGGAUUGUUCGAAUCCAACCAAACAUUUUACGCUUAAAAAAGCACAUCCACAAAGUCAAGUAACACAAAUUGUAUGGCUUAAUCAAUCGACUAUUAUUUCGACUGGUCAUGAUGGUACCAUAAAAACCUGGGAAAUUAAAUUACCAUAAACAAAAAAC
Dermatophagoides pteronyssinus (European house dust mite) is the source of this 279-nucleotide messenger RNA. RefSeq names its product actin-interacting protein 1 flr (gene flr). Gene Ontology annotation, cellular component: cortical actin cytoskeleton. The record is from RefSeq and is a predicted model, not a curated record. Gene Ontology annotation, molecular function: actin filament binding. Lineage: Eukaryota; Metazoa; Arthropoda; Arachnida; Sarcoptiformes; Pyroglyphidae. Gene Ontology annotation, biological process: sarcomere organization; actin filament depolymerization; locomotion.